GGGGACACUUUAAAGCGCAAGACGGAGUACAAGGAGUACGUUUCUCUCCUUUCCAGUCUCUUAUAGCGGACUGACCUACAGCUUCAGAUACAAAACUGGUGCCAGAGGAUCUGAAGCAUGAGUCAGCGUUCUCGAGCCUCGAGGGUGCGAGGACAUGUCCACUGUGACUCCUGCUACAGCCGGCGCUGCAGGGCUCGGGUGGAAGCCUCUGUGUGCUGUGCGGUCAUCCCCUGCCGCCUGCUCUGUGGAGCUGUCUUCCACCUGUGCAAAGAAGAGGAUCACCUGCUGCUCUGCCCUAAUGUGAGGGUGCCCUGCCUCAACUCUGAGUACGGCUGCCCGCUCCACCUGCCCCGCUCCUCGCGGGCAGCUCACCUCCAGGUGUGUCCUGCCAGCGUGGUGUCCUGCUCCAUGGAGUGGAACCGCUGGCCUGCCAACGACGCCCAUUCUUAUCCAAACACAGAGCUGCAUGAAAACCUGCUCAAAGAAAGAGAGCAGAGUUUGGACUUCGCCAUGGCCCUGAAAGACCAGGACGUCUUGUUUCACUCCAUGAAGAUGAAGAAAUUGUUCCCAGAGUUGAUCCAGAGUGUGGAGGAGGAGGAGAAAGAAGAAGAGAAGAGGGAGGAGGAGAGGAGGAAGGAGAAGCGGAAGCAGAAGAAGGAGGCAGCAGAGAGGGCAGCUGCAAAGGAGGCCAGUGGUCUUACAUGGGAGUCUAUUAACAUGUUUGACAAGCAUGACCCUGAUGAAAAAGAAGAGGAGGAUGAAGAUGAGGUUGAAUAUGUGCAGGAGCUAACCCAGGAGGAGAGAGAGGCUCUUGCCAGGGACACGGGAGUGAAUGCUGAUCUGUUAGAAAACUACAACGCCUGGGAGCGAAUGUUCACUAUGGAGAUGGGUGGUUGCAGGGAGGCUGGAGUGGCAGGCAGAGGCCGGGGGUCGUCUAAAGGGAGAGGAAAAGAGCUGGGCACUCUGACCGAGGAGGACACAACAGAUACUUGUGUGGGUGCCACGGCAUCAAACACCUGCAAACAGGGGAGCAGUGCAUGCAUCGCCCCCUCCACAUCCUCCUCUUGUCUCACUGAAAAACUGAAGAAGAAAUUUGUGUACGGACACGUGGAGCCGAUGAAGAUCAUCACUGUGCGUACCUUUAAAGCCCCGACCAGCUUCUCUGCCAAGCAGGGCCGCAUUCGCAACCCUGGUUUCUACAAGAGGGAGAGUCGAGCUGUGGAUACCAGCGACCUGGGGCUGGCACCAGAGGAGAUGCCAGUGUGGGAGGAAGUUCAGGCCUCUCUGCUGUGCUCCCUGGAGAAAGAGCAAAGGGGUCACCUGAUUGCAGAGAGCGUAUGCACAGAUGGCCUGUUGCAAGAUGAGGGCACACAGACCUACAGCUUUCUGUCCGCUCCUUUCCGGAGACACACGUCGCUGGCCGACUUGACCGCUGCAAAACCACUGGAGCUGCACCUUCAGCUGCAGGUGGAGAGCGUCACCAGCCGGCACCACAAGGCCAGCUCUGCCUUCACGUUCCUCUGUGGACACGCCUUCCAGCGCAGAGAAUAUGGCAAACAUUAUAGGAACAUCCACAAUGACAUCCAGAUGAGUGUGAAUGGAUGGUUCGAGCAGAGAUGCCCGCUGGCGUACCUGGGGUGCACCUACAGCCAGAGGAGGCUGAAGCCCUCCACACAUGAAGCCACCGUCUCCUACAACGAGGAUUUGGGCUGCUACAGCCUGCGUCCCACCAACCCUGUCUCUCUGGGUGAAGCCUCCCAGUCGUCCAGGAGCUCAGUGGACUCCUCCACUGCUCAGAGGAAGAGAGGAGGUCGGGCAGGAGGAGGGGAGGACUGUCUGAGCUCACUGCCCUACGAGGUGCUGUGCCACAUGGCCAGCUUCCUGGACAGUCUGUCCCUGUCCCAGCUGGCUCUGGUGUCCCAGCUGAUGAGACAGGUGUGCUCCACUCUGCUGCAGGACAGAGGGAUGGUCACCCUCCGCUGGGAGAGGAAGAUCGACAAAAAUGGACGAGCCAAGUGGAGGGUGACACAGAUGGUAUGGCAGUUUAGCACCUUGUUCUCUCCUGUGGACGCUUGGUGCCUCCAAGACAUCCCGUCCAUGUCCGAGCACCUGAAGGUGUGUCCCUGCUAUGAGAGAGAGUCCAAGACAGAGAAGAUUCGCCUGCCGCGAAUCAGAGAAGAAGUCCAAACUAAGGCGAGCUGCAAAGGUCCCACUCUGGUUACCUUGUUCCAGCAGAAGAGGAUCAUGAUGUAGUAAAUGCUGGUUUAAUCUGUUAUUAUGAAACAGGUUACGUGUUGUCUGAUUUUUUCCUCUUCUCUU
Plectropomus leopardus (leopard coralgrouper) is the source of this 2319-nucleotide messenger RNA. Its product is annotated as F-box only protein 40-like. The record is from RefSeq and is a predicted model, not a curated record. Lineage: Eukaryota; Metazoa; Chordata; Actinopteri; Perciformes; Serranidae. Gene Ontology annotation, molecular function: zinc ion binding; ubiquitin protein ligase activity; protein binding. Gene Ontology annotation, cellular component: cytoplasm.